AUGCCUGGUCGGAGAGAUGCAUGUGCUUGGGGGGGGGCCCGCCUGCCGUUGUCGCCAGGAGCUUGUCCCCAUUACCGUGGGACGGCGUUGAUGAUCUCGUCCUGUUCUCACCAAAUAGCUAGCGCACUGGUGACGGAACACACCGAGCAUGAUGAUGAGCCCCAUCUCUCGUUCGUCAUGGGCGACACAUCGCCGUGCUCGUCCUUAGACUCAACAGCACAAUUGCACAAUGAUCAGCAGUCGAUGAUCACGGCCUUGACCUUCCUCAAGCACAACCGCUCGCUUGUGCUCAGCGCUCGACGGGCGUGCGUGUGGACACACUUCCCUGGACCUUUGGGCACGAUCCAUGUUUUCAGUCCCCCAACCCUGGCAGACGAGGCCCGCUUCUCUCAGCAGAGCAAAAUGCCGAUCAGCAAGCGGACGGAACUGAGGCCGUUGUCAUAUUCAAGACCUGCCGCUGUUUUGUGUUUCCAAAAAGGCGUGACGCGCGUCGCCAGCGGUGAAUUGGUCUUCGAACACCAAAGCGCAUGUGGUAGUGAAUCCGCUGGUUUUCAGGAUCCGCCGUCUAAUUACUCCAAGGAGCAACAUCGUGACAUCAAGGUCAUGCCCGCCUACCUGAGCCUUUGUGGCCAGCGAGACAAGACUACGGUCCUUCCAGUCUGCCAUGAGUCCAGCCAGCGACUGCCCAUGAAUGUCGGACUCAACAUGCGUGGCACACACCACACCAAGCCUGAUCAGUCUGGCACCUCUUUGGCUCCCGCUCGUGGUCACCACUCGCAGCAAUCUGCCACAGGCAUGAGGAUCGGCUGGUUUCGAACAAUUAUGGAACUGAAGCGGGGCAGAUCAGCGCUCCCCAAGCAAGAAAAAAACCCUUCCCUCACGGCGGUCACGCCAGACCGUUACUCGCGGAUGGCGAGCAAUAUGCCACUUCUUGCUGGUUUGCCAAUUGCAGGGACCAAUGCCAAAUAUCCACAGCAACGACACUGGCCAAACUUGCCCAGCAACGACCCUGACGAUGGGGCUGUCGUCCACAACUGCCCUGGCGGCGCCUGA
Molecule: messenger RNA, 1053 nt
Organism: Microdochium trichocladiopsis
Lineage: Eukaryota; Fungi; Ascomycota; Sordariomycetes; Xylariales; Microdochiaceae
Exons: 5
Coding region: 1-1053 (350 amino acids)
Source: RefSeq, a predicted model, not a curated record